Lingula anatina is the source of this 4488-nucleotide messenger RNA. RefSeq names its product ribosome quality control complex subunit NEMF. Gene Ontology annotation, molecular function: tRNA binding; ribosomal large subunit binding. NCBI's taxonomy places the organism in Eukaryota, Metazoa, Brachiopoda, Lingulata, Lingulida, Lingulidae. Gene Ontology annotation, cellular component: RQC complex. The record is from RefSeq and is a predicted model, not a curated record. Gene Ontology annotation, biological process: rescue of stalled cytosolic ribosome; ribosome-associated ubiquitin-dependent protein catabolic process.
ACGUCUGCACUUCUCCACAGCAUGAUCUUGCUGUAGGGUUCGUAGUACAUGCAUGUGAUGUUUUUUACUAGUUAAAUUUUUGUCAUAUAGCAUACCAAGAUGAAGACCAGGUUCAGCACGAUAGAUAUUGCAGCUGUUGUUUUUGAAAUUAAUGAAAGGUUUCUUGGAAUGAGGGUGGUAAAUAUCUAUGAUAUUGAUAACAAAACAUACCUCAUCAAACUUGCAAAACCAGAUCUAAAAGCUGUUCUCCUCCUAGAGUCUGGUAUUAGACUGCAUGGCACAGAGUUUGACUGGCCAAAAAGCAUGAGUCCAUCUGGGUUUGCAAUGAAGCUGAGGAAGCAUCUAAGAGCGCGUAGACUGGAGAGUGUGACACAGCUUGGAGUUGACAGGAUUGUAGAUCUUCAGUUUGGUUCAGGAGAAGCUGCAUACCAUGUGAUACUAGAACUCUAUGACAGAGGCAACAUCAUCUUGACAGACUAUGAAUACACAAUAUUGAACAUCUUGAGACCACGGACAGAUGACAGUCAGGAUGUCAAGUAUGCUGUGAGAGAGACCUACCCCAUAGAGGCAGCCAGGCAGCCAGACCCCCCUCUCACCAUAGAAAGAUUACGAGGGAUGCUUUUAAGUGGCCAAGAAGGAGAUCCUGUAAAAAAAAUUCUGAAUCCAAAAUUAGUAUAUGGCCCUGCACUGAUUGAACACUCACUGACAUCUGCCGGGCUUGCUGAGAACGUCAAACUUGGGAAAGGAUUUGAUAUAGGACAAGAUUUGCCAAAGCUCAUGGUUGCUCUUGAGGAUGCUGAAAAACUCUUUCAGCAGAUGAAAGACAGUGUUAGUAGGGGUUUUAUAACACAGAAAAAAGAUAAGAAGGUGAACCCACAGGAAGGUGAAUUUGCUGAGCUAUUGACAUAUGAUGAAUUUCACCCAUAUUUAUUCAAGCAAUAUGAAAACAAAAGUUUUGUGGAACUGCCUUCCUUCAACAAGGCUGUGGAUGAGUUUUAUUCAAAAAUUGAAAGUCAAAAACUUGACAUGAAGGUUCUUCAAAAGGAAAAAGUAGUGGUCAAGAAAUUGGAAAAUGUGAAGAAAGACCAUGAGAAGAGAUUAGAGACUCUGCAGAAAGAACAGGAACAGGACAUUAGGAAAGCCGAACUUAUUGAAAUUAAUUUAGAUUUGGUGGACCGUGCCAUCUUGGUGGUCCAGAGUGCAGUGGCUAACCAGAUAGACUGGGAUGAGAUCAAAGACCUGGUUAAGGAGGCACAACUUCAGGGAGAUCCUGUUGCCAUAGCAAUAAAAGCUCUCAAACUGGAUACUAACCAUAUUACCAUGUUGUUGAGCAACCCAUAUGCAAUACCCGACAGUGAUGAGGAGGAGGAAGAUGAAGAGAGCAGUGAGAAUCUUAAACCUCUCAAAGUUGACAUAGAUUUAGGGCUGACUGCAUAUGCUAAUGCUAGGAAAUAUUAUGAUAUGAAGCGUUUUGCUGCCCAUAAAGAGCAAAAAACAAUAGACGCAUCUGCAAAGGCUUUAAAAUCAGCUGAAAGAAAAACCAAGCAGACCUUAAAAGAGGUGGCCACUUUAGCCAGUAUAAACAGGACCCGCAAGACAGCGUGGUUUGAGAAGUUCUUGUAUUUCAUCAGCUCAGAGAACUACUUGGUGAUAGGUGGUCGUGAUCAGCAACAGAAUGAAUUGCUGGUGAAGAGAUAUCUAACAGCUGGUGACAUCUAUGUUCAUGCUGAUUUACAUGGUGCUAGCAGUGUAGUUAUAAAAAAUCCCACAGGUGAGCCAGUUCCCCCUAAGACACUGAACGAGGCUGGUACAAUGGCAGUUUGUAAUAGUGCUGCCUGGGAUGCCAAGGUGGUCACUAGUGCGUGGUGGGUCUACCAUGACCAGGUGUCCAAAACUGCCCCCACGGGAGAGUACCUGACCACCGGGAGCUUUAUGAUCAGAGGAAAGAAGAACUAUGUGCCUCCAUGUUAUUUAAUAUAUGGGUUUGGGUUUCUCUUCAAGUUGGAGGAAGGUUCUGUGUAUCGCCACCAGGGGGAGAGGAAGGCUCACGGUGCAGACGACGAGGACACGGCAUCAAUGACAGACUCAAUGGUGUCAAUUGACGGUGACACUGCAUCUCUAAACAAUGGCAGUGACAGUGAAAUGAUGGAAUCGGACACCACAGAGUGUUACUCUAGUACUACUGACUGUUACUCCAGCAGUGAGAAACUGGCUUUACUAGGGACAAAAAAACAGGGUGACUCUGGGGUCCAAAAGAAAUCAGAGGACUCUCAAGACAAGGAGGCACCUGCACUGAACAGUCCAGAUGGGGUAAAUUUUAAAGCAGAGGGAGUUGCCCCCGAAACUGUAGGGCAGGAAAGUAGUAGUAGUAGCAGCAGUGAGGAGGAGAGUGCCUAUCCUGACACACAGAUAGAUUUAAAACAUAUCAGAGGCGAAAUGUUCCAGUCCACUCAGGGCAGAGGCAGCUCAACCUCAGAUAAAGAUGAGUCUGACAUUGGGCAUAUAGAGCAGGUGGAGAGGAAGGGAUCUUCUAGAUUAACAGCCAAACAAAGAAGAGAAUUGAAGAAAAAAUCCAAGCAGACCUCUGAAGCACCAGUGGAAGAUGAAUCUGACAGGUUAAUAGCAGAAAUGGAUGACCUUCUGAAGUCAGAAAAGCAACGACAUAAACAACAAAAGCAACAGCAAGCAGAAGAAGAGCGCCCACAGCCUAAACGAGGGCAAAAAGCCAAAAUGAAGAAAAUCAAGGAAAAGUAUAAAGACCAAGAUGAGGAGGAAAGGAGACUAAGAAUGGAAUUAUUAGCAUCUGCAGGGGAACCCAAGGAAGAGAAGAAAAAAGACAAGAAAGGUGGCCACCAGCAUCAGAUGAACAAACAGAAACAAAGACAGCUCCAGAAGCAGCAGCCAGUGAUAAAGCAGCAACACCAGCACCAAGAGGUGCCUCAGGGAGACCCCCAGGCCACACAAGAUAUGGACCAAGCCAAACGCCACCAUAAGGCCUUAGAAGAAGAGGAGCAGGUUACUGCUGAAGAAAAAGCUGUGCUUGAAGAGGAAAAUGUACAGAUAUUAGAGGAUGUGAGCGCUAUAGACACCUUAACUGGAUGCCCUGUGGUAGAGGACGAGCUACUCUAUGCCAUCCCUGUGUGUGCUCCUUACACUGCCAUAGUCAACUACAAAUAUAAAGUAAAGUUGACACCAGGCACACAAAAAAGAGGAAAAGCUGUCCAGACUGCACUGAAUAUGUUUCUUCAUGAGAAAACAGCAACACCCAGAGAAAGAGAACUAUUGAGAGUAGUCAAGGAUAAUGAUCUUUCUCGAAACAUGCCUGGGAAAGUGAAAGUCUCAGCACCCAAUUUACAAACUGCCAAGCGCAAGAGGUAAUCAGCCAUGCAGCAAGGAUUGAUUGUUUCUCACCCACUACGUCUUCUUCUGAAUUUGAUGCCCAAGUUUCAGCAGUUUACAGACUGCAGCAGCUAAUUCUAAGUAUGAGAACCUUAUGAUGUCUAGAAGGAAAGCUUAAUCCUUUGUGGAAAUUAAAACCAGCAUGACUUAGAUUAAAGACCUCAGAAUGAUAUUCAAAUGAGAACGAGUAAUGAGCAUGUAUUGAGUAUCUAUCUGUAAUACUGUGAAGGAACUAUCAAUACAUAUACAAAAGUUAAUCCAUCAAGUGCAAUUAUAGCUAAGUCAGAUGUAUAGUGGAAUGGUAUUCUUUUUUUAAUUAAAUGAACUGUCAUCUUAUGUAUUUGAUAAGGGAUAUUUUUUCAUGCAGCUGGACAGAUGUGUUUUUUUUUUUCUUCAGAGGAUGUUAAAACAUGCACAUCUUAUUAAAAAGACGUCUCUUUGCAAAACUGACUUCUUGUCUCUGUGGCAGUCACUGUUUUGAUCAUGAAGAUAGUGGGCUGUUUGUGAAUGUUUUUGUAAUUGUAGGUCUGUUUCUAUUGUCUCAUGUUAAAUAAUUACUUGAUCUGACCUGAAAGUAUUUUCUCAGAAUUGUUGUGUUAGAAAAAUUAUUGGAUCAGGCAGAAGAAAAAAUGCAUAGAAAAUUUAAAUAGUAAAGUGGUGUGUUAAUUUCUAAAAUAAUUGAUAUCUUUAAUGAAUAGUGCUUGAUUGCAUUGUGCCAUUAUGAGGUGAAAAUAACUAAAUGUAGAUCAUAUUAAUAAAGCAUUGCUUUAUUUGAAUGAGCAAUUAAAAUUUUCCUUUUUUUGUGUACAUGUUAUGGAGUUGUUUGUGAAUUUUUCAUUUUUCACAAAUUGGCAUGUUCAAGGUGUAACUUUGAACUCCCGUUGGCCCGAUUCACUAUGUCAAUAAUGUAUUAUGAAUGCCCACAUUGACAGUAUCACAUUAUUUAAAAGUGCUUGUGGUUAUGCAAUAGACUGUAAUGUAAUAUUCCAUCAAAAUUAACAGAAAACCAAUUUUGUGCACUGCGCAAUAAAUGCAUAACUGUUAUUAUCACCAUUAAUUACAAAUCUCAGAGUGGUUCACAACAUGCAC